AGGAAGCGUCCCCGGGAGCUGAGCCGCCCGUCCCGCGGGGCCGUCGGAGCGGGGAGAGCGCUGCCCCCGGCCCGACGCUCCCCGGGAUCAGCGGGAGUUGUGGGAACGGGAGAGGGGAGCAGGGUGUCCCCCUCGUUCUCGCACUGGGUCUGCGGAUGUCCCGCGGGGGCCGGGCCGGCGGCUCUGUGGGAACUCGCCGGAGCGUCUCCGCUGGAGCCUCUCGGCAGUGACGGCGCUCGAAGCCCCGCGUCUCCUUCUGCCGCUGCCCCAGCUGCGCUCGGGAGAGUUGGCGCUCACCAGGGAAGCAAUGUUCUAAGAAUGUCAUCACACAUCCAAAUAAAACCAAAGACUGCAGCACAGAAAAGCAAGACAUCCUCUCCUUUACCAUGUUCUCCAGAACCUGCAGUUAAACCGCAGCCAAAGCCUAGUGACAAGCUGAAUCCUAAAACUAUCGAUCCGUUUGGUGCUUAUUCUCGACCAACAUCUGCAUUUGCUGCUACAUAUGCUAAAGGAGGCAUUCCGUGCAGGUUAGUGCAUGGAUCAGUAAAGCACAAACUGCAAUGGGAAUGCCUUCCUGAAACUGUUCCCUUUGAUCCUCUCCUUGUAACACUGGCAGAGGGACUAAGAGAGACAAAACAUCCCUAUACAUUUGUUUCAAAGGAGGGCUUUAGAGAAUUACUUCUGGUUGAAGGUGCUACUGAAAAAGCAAUUCCCUUGUUGCCUCGUCUAGUUCCAGUCUUAAAGGCUACACUGAAAACAAAGUGA
Molecule: messenger RNA, 765 nt
Organism: Lepidothrix coronata (blue-crowned manakin)
Lineage: Eukaryota; Metazoa; Chordata; Aves; Passeriformes; Pipridae
Gene: PACRGL
Product: PARK2 coregulated like
Exons: 6
Coding region: 319-765 (148 amino acids)
Source: RefSeq, a predicted model, not a curated record